This is a messenger RNA of Funneliformis mosseae, 364 nucleotides long. The record is from the annotation of a GenBank genome assembly. Lineage: Eukaryota; Fungi; Glomeromycota; Glomeromycetes; Glomerales; Glomeraceae.
AUGUUUGAGUUGAUCAAUAACAAGUUAAAUAAUAAGGUUAAAGUCAUACAUUUUGAUGAGUUAAAUGAUUUAAAACCAAUUGAUGAAGGUGGCUUUGGAAGUAUCAUAAAAGCAACAUGGUCAAAAACAAAUAAUUAUGUUGCCUGUAAAAAAUUAAUUAACACAAGUAGAUUUAAAUGUGAUGACGAUAAAUUAAGCGCAUUUAUUUAUGAGUUAAAAAUACAAUUGCACCUUAAUUAUAGUAAUCGUAUUAUUCGUUUCUUAGGUAUUAGUCAAGACAUAAUUACAGAGCAUACUAAUAAUUCUGAUCCUGAUUCAAAAGUUGGCAAUUCUAUCCAACUUGAUGCCUAUGAUGAAUUAGAUG